Messenger RNA from Zingiber officinale, 1365 nucleotides. Its product is annotated as OVARIAN TUMOR DOMAIN-containing deubiquitinating enzyme 12-like. The transcript has 12 exons. Gene Ontology annotation, biological process: protein deubiquitination. Gene Ontology annotation, molecular function: cysteine-type deubiquitinase activity. The record is from RefSeq and is a predicted model, not a curated record. The coding region runs from base 253 to 1179 and encodes 308 amino acids. Lineage: Eukaryota; Viridiplantae; Streptophyta; Magnoliopsida; Zingiberales; Zingiberaceae.
CCGGCGAUUCCCCAGUCGUCGGUGGCGCUUGGACGACGACUUGCCUUAUGAAGUCCAUUUGAGUUCGUGUGGGGGGAGAUUUUACCCUUUUGGGGGGUUCGUCUUCGUUGAGUGCUUCACAUGCAAGGGAUGACUCUUUUAUGUUAGAGAAAUGCAACCUACGACUGUUGAAGCAUUCUUCUAAUGCAACAAAUAACCCUGGGAAGGGUAAUUUAAUUCCCUUUGCUUGCACACAGUUGCCUUAAUACAUCAAUGGCUGCUUAUGAGAAUGAUUCUGAAGCUUAUCAGUGGGAUUUUGGUAUCUUUGACCCAUUACCAAACCCUCCAUACUAUGGAAGUGGAGCUGACCAGGAAACUACCUUUUAUUCAAACUAUUGUGUUAGAGAAGAUACAUCCAGAACUGCAUGUGAAGAGCAUAUGCCUGAAUCUGUUUUCACACAAAAUCUGUUUGGGCCAUAUACAAGAGAGUAUAACUCAGUGGCUGAGGAUGGAUGGGAAGUUAACGAUGAAACUGGACCCUCUACUUUAUGUUCUAGUCCUGGAGGCUACUCUUGUAGGAGAGAGUUUUCAAUGAAAAUAUCAGAUGAAUAUUCUGUUGUUGACGGAGAAGUUGGGAGAAGGUUAAAUCAGAUGCAUCCAAUCCCUCAUGUUCCUCGAAUAAAUGGAGAUAUUCCUUCUUUUGACGAAGCUACUUCUGAUCAUCAAAGGCUCCUAGAGAGGUUGCGAUUGUAUGACUUAAUUGAACGCAAAGUCCAAGGAGAUGGUAACUGUCAGUUCCGAGCACUUUCUGACCAAUUAUAUCAAACAUCUGAACAUCAUGAGUUUGUCAGGCAGCAAGUUGUUGAACAGCUAAAAUCUCAUCCUGAGAUCUACGAUGGGUAUGUUCCAAUGACAUAUAGUGACUACGUCAAAAAGAUUUCACAAAGCGGCGAGUGGGGUGAUCACGUGACAUUACAAGCUGCUGCAGAUUCAUAUGGAGUUAAAAUUUUUGUCAUGACAUCAUUCAAGGAUACUUGCUAUAUUGAGAUUCUGCCCAGCAUCGAGAAAUCAAAGCGAGUCAUCUUCUUAAGCUUUUGGGCUGAGGUGCACUACAACUCAAUUUAUCUGGAAGAGCAAGAUCUCCCUACUGCAGACACAAAAAAGAAGAAAAGGUGGUGGCAGUUGGGAAACAAAUAUUGAGGCCAUUGAUCAUUAUUCAGAGUUCCAGCUCAAAUUAGCAUCCGAUAUUGACUCAAGCAAAUUGUAUAUUAAACAAUAUCAAUUUAAAUUUCUCUUCAAUCUUUCCAACUACAAGAAAUAUGUUAAAUAUAGAUGAAUAAUAAAUAUUUUCAUCUGAAGUAAUAAAUCAAGAGAGUUUUUAGGUCA